Alternaria alternata is the source of this 2644-nucleotide messenger RNA. RefSeq names its product TPR-like protein. NCBI's taxonomy places the organism in Eukaryota, Fungi, Ascomycota, Dothideomycetes, Pleosporales, Pleosporaceae. Gene Ontology annotation, molecular function: protein binding. The transcript is spliced from 3 exons. Bases 278 to 2296 code for a protein of 672 amino acids. The record is from RefSeq and is a predicted model, not a curated record.
CAGUAAAUGCACGCCUACGCUCAUGCAGGUGAUUGGCGUCGCGGCGUGUAGGCGAUUAUCAGCCCCAGCCUUCCGAUGCACGUCCGCUGCGGCUUGCCCUUGUGGCAGACGUGCUAGCGGGCUUAACCUCGCUGAUAUGGAACAUUCUAGCAUCGUUUUUAGGACCAAAAUCCCAGCUUAAUUUUUAUCCGCCCUGGAUCUCAACCAACAGUCGCUGCAGCCAGACUAAAUUUCUAGUGACACCAUCCAGGCCGCUAUCCUUCCGCAGCUCGCCCCCAUGGUUCUUCCCUCCUUCUUCGCAUCCUCAAAGAAGUCGUCCAAGACCAGAGAUAUCCCCAACCUUGCCCCCCGACCUUCACCCCAGGCUACCGCGGGCACCCCUCCUGCCUCGCCUGACAAGCACACCCACUCCAAGGUGAAAGACCGGGAACGCUCCUCCAGCCGCCGUUCGAGCUCGUACUCGUCCAAGCGUUCCUCCAAGUACGACCGCGACUCACACCCGCUAAAUCUGCCGCCUGAGGAACGCCAACGCCUGUCCUCGCAAAUGUCCGCCAUGGACCAGCCCACACCCCAGCCAAUGGACGUCGACCGGGAACACUCGUCCUCGCCCGCACCCUCGAGCCCGGUAGCAGACGCCCCAAAGACGAAUGGCGCCAACGGCGCCCCAGACGGGCCCGCUCCUCCUCCCCACAGAUACACAAAGAGCCCGCCGCCGCCCACAGCAAACUACGCUGCCACCCCCGAGGCUGCCACCCCGCCUGCUGAGCCCCCGACCAUAGACGCCGAGGAGUACAAGGCUGCUGGCAACAAAUUCUUCAAGAUCAAGGAUUACCCACGCGCCAUCGAGGAAUACUCCAAAGCUAUCGAGGCCGACCCCAAGAAUGCCACCUACUACUCGAACCGGGCCGCCGCCUACAUUUCCGCCAACAAGUUCUACGAGGCCAUGGAGGACUGCAAGAUGGCCGACGAGCUGGACCCCAACAACAUGAAGAUCCUGCUGCGGUUAGGCAGAGUAUACACCAGUCUGGGACGGCCAGACGAGGCUGUGCAAGUAUACGACUCCAUCAAUGCCACGGCCAAAGACAAGCAGCCUGCCUUGACAAUGCAAAAGCACCUCCGCAUGGCCGAGGACACUGCACGGAACGAGGGCUCGGGCUCCAUGGUCAUCUACGCUCUUAACGAGGCUGAGAAGGGCCUCGGUGCUGGUGUAGACAAGCCCCGAAAGUGGCAGCUUAUGCGGGGAGAGGCACACCUGCGCAUGGGCAAUGCCAAUGCGCUUGGGGAGGCACAGAACGUUGCCAUGUCGCUGCUACGGUAUAACAACCAGGACCCGGAUGCUCUCGUGCUUCGCGGUCGCAUCCUAUACGCCCAGGGCGAGAACGACAAGGCUGUCCAACAUUUCAGACAAGCGCUUGCCUGCGACCCUGACUUCAAGGCUGCUGUGAAGUACCUUCGCAUGGUUCAAAAACUGGACCGCAUGAAGUCGGAAGGUAACGCUGCCUUUAAGUCUGGCAGGUUCCAAGAAGCCAUCGACACCUACACCCAGGCGCUAGAAGUCGAUCCCUCGAACAAGGGCACAAACUCCAAGAUCCUUCAGAACCGAGCCCUUUGCCACAGCCGGCAAAAGAGCUGGAAGCAAGCCAUUGCCGACUGCGAGAAGGCGCUGGAACUCGACCCAAGCUACACAAAGGCACGGAAGACCCGGGCAAAAGCCUUGGGCGAGAACGGCAACUGGGAGGAGGCUGUGCGUGAUCUCAAGGCCAUCCAGGAAGAGAACCCGUCGGAACCUGGAAUCGCCAAGGAAAUCCGCGAUGCCGAGAUGGAGCUCAAGAAGAGCAAGAGGAAAGACUACUACAAGAUUCUCGGUAUCGAGAAGGAUGCCACAGAGCAACAAAUCAAGAAAGCAUACCGAAAGCUGGCCAUCGUACAUCACCCAGACAAGAACCCUGACGACGCGGAUGCUGCAGACAGGUUCAAGGAGAUCCAAGAAGCACACGAGACUCUGAGCGACCCACAGAAACGUGAACGGUACGACUCCGGCGCUGAUCUUGUAGACCCCAACGACAUGUUCGGUGGGGGCGGUAUGGGUGGAGGCAUGGGUGGCAUGGGUGGUGGCAUUGACCCAGAGAUCCUCAUGCAAAUGUUCGGUGGCAUGGGUGGAGGCAUGGGAGGCGGCCGUGGCGGAGGAGGUGGUUUCCACUUCAGCAGCGGCGGUGGCGGCAGUCCAUUCGGUGGUAUGGGUGGUAUGCCCAGCGGUGGUCGAAGAGGAGGACCACCCGGUGGCUUCCCCUUCUAAGCGCCUCAUUUAUACCCACACAACCCCCACGACGACGCUCCGGUUCAAAAACAGCAUCCUCUCUUUGAUUCGUGUGUAUACCCUUGGCAGAACACUUCCGACAGAUUUCAUUCACUGGCGUUGGAUACAGGAGACGCGCGAGCAGUAGAUGCAUAGACGGUCGUUCGGAUCGCUCUCCUGUAUUUGGGUGGGAUGCGAAGCAUUGAUUUUCACGUUGGCUCCCGAGGGAUUUAGCAUUGCCUGGCGUCUCUCAUUACUAUUUUGUGCAUGAAACCCACCUCUAAGAAAUGUCUGCCGUAUGUGACGUGUUGGAAUUAGUAGUGUAAUGCGAAUUUUUUUUUAAAAAAA